This is a messenger RNA of Aspergillus uvarum CBS 121591, 523 nucleotides long. RefSeq names its product YqaE/Pmp3 family membrane protein. Gene Ontology annotation, cellular component: membrane. The record is from RefSeq and is a predicted model, not a curated record. Bases 284 to 454 code for a protein of 56 amino acids. The transcript is spliced from 3 exons. NCBI's taxonomy places the organism in Eukaryota, Fungi, Ascomycota, Eurotiomycetes, Eurotiales, Aspergillaceae.
CCUCCCUGGGCUAUGGCAGCAUUUUUGUGGUGUUGAGCGUUGAUUUGUUGGAGAGAGUCGCGGACACCUCCAUUUUCAGCCCUAUGAUGCACCCGCGCCUGAUGUCAUCGAGUUCGCUUUCCCCCCCGAAAGUCCUUUUAAACUCCUGAACCACACCACUUCCUCCUCGACUCUUUCUAAAAUUCCAAUUCUUACACCUUCAACUAACAGACCCAGCCCCUGAUACUAUACCUCAGCCUUACUACACCACCCAUCCUAUCAACCAAAUCCCUAAACCCUCACAAUGGCCAACACAGUCGGUUGCUGCGAAAUCAUCAUCGCCUUCUUCCUCCCCUUCGUCGGAGUCUUCAUGCGCACCGGCUGCAGCUGCGAUCUGCUGAUCAACAUCUGUCUCUGCAUCCUGGGUUGGCUGCCUGGUGUCAUCCACGCUUACUACAUCUUGGCCAACAAAUAGAUCAUCGUUGUACGGAAUCGUUCUUCGUGCGUCGGUCGGGACAUUUUCACAAUUUUGGGGCACGGGCGC